This is a messenger RNA of Ruditapes philippinarum (Manila clam), 1026 nucleotides long. Its product is annotated as cadherin EGF LAG seven-pass G-type receptor 3-like. Gene Ontology annotation, molecular function: calcium ion binding. Gene Ontology annotation, cellular component: plasma membrane. The transcript has 7 exons. The record is from RefSeq and is a predicted model, not a curated record. Lineage: Eukaryota; Metazoa; Mollusca; Bivalvia; Venerida; Veneridae. Gene Ontology annotation, biological process: homophilic cell-cell adhesion. The annotation marks the transcript as partial.
ACAGACGCUGAUAAGGAUGAAAAUGGCAAAGUUGAGUACUUUAUUGACGACGACAGUAAAUGUUUCAGGAAAAUGAAUGUUUGUGUGGAUGGAAUGUCUGGUAAUAUAUCUACAACAGGAAUUGAUCGGGAACAGAUUCCUGAUACAGGCUAUAUUUCUUUUUUUGUUAUUGCAAAAGACAAAGGAACACCUGCUCUAACGAACCAAACAUUCGUGACGAUUAACGUUGAAGAUAUAAAUGAUAAUCGUCCGAUAUUACCAGAAACAAAAUUCAAUAUAACAGUCCUUGAAGACACACCAUUAGAAUAUCUCACACAUAUCUACAAAGUACAGGCGACAGACCUAGACAAGAGCAACCAGAAUAAAAUUAUACGUUAUCGACUACAAGAUGAUGUAAAUGAGCCUAUGAGUUUAGACAACACAACUGGUGUUCUGAGCAUGCUAAAGCUGCCUCAUAUCGACCAGCAAUGUACAAAUCAGACUUUUAGUUUUAAUGUUACAGCUGAAAAUAUCGUGCCGUACAUUCCAAAUGCCAGUCAUCCAUAUAUGACAAUAACAAUAAAUAUAGAGGACAUCAACAAUCAAAGGCCGAUAUUUAAGUUGAGACAUCUAGACAUUAGUUUCCCUUCGAAAAGUUGGAUUCCAGUUACGCAACCGAGCUCUAUACAUGAUUAUGACUGCAACAAUAAAUACAGGAACAUCACGUUUCAUUUAACAGACGGCAGUGACCGUCGGCUUCAAAUAAACUCGACGAAUGGAAAAGUAAAAUAUAAGGAAAACUCAACUGAUCCUUAUCGUUACCCAGAAUGUUCCAGAUCUAUCAGUGUUGAGAUGUAUGCUACAGACGGAUGGUUCCAAAUAUUUCAAAACGCAACUUUAUCACCAUCUCCGAACUAUUACGCCCCAAUUCCAGUCAAAAAUAACUAUACAAUCAUGGUAAAAGAAAAUUCUACAUAUAACACAAAUUAUGUGAUUGGCUUCUUAGACUGUUCAGACAUUUCCUUAAAUAUCACUAUAAAUGAUUCA